This is a messenger RNA of Hevea brasiliensis (rubber tree), 2537 nucleotides long. RefSeq names its product pentatricopeptide repeat-containing protein At4g37170. Lineage: Eukaryota; Viridiplantae; Streptophyta; Magnoliopsida; Malpighiales; Euphorbiaceae. The coding region runs from base 77 to 2158 and encodes 693 amino acids. Gene Ontology annotation, biological process: RNA modification. Gene Ontology annotation, molecular function: protein binding; RNA binding; zinc ion binding. The transcript has a single exon. The record is from RefSeq and is a predicted model, not a curated record.
UAAAGCAAAAUUUAAGUCUCAAGGGCUUUCCGCUCUUGUUAAGCGUUGGCUCUGCUCCGGCGUUCCCUCCAAAACCAUGGAAUAUCUAAGCUUGAAAUUCUCCCGAUCUCUCCCUCUGCUAAACCUAAACAAAAUCGUUACAUCUCCUUAUUCUUCUCAAACCCAUUCUUAUAAGCCUCUUACCCAUAAAGCCUUCUUCAAAUUAGACACCAAAGAAGGCCUCAUAAAUUCCUUAUGCAAGGAUAGAAGAUUCAAAGACGCCAUUGACAUUUUGUGCCAAGAAAAGCGCUUUAAAGAAGCGAUACAAGUGCUCAAUCAAUUGGACAAACCUUCUGCUUCUAUUUACUCGACUCUUAUACAAUCUUGCAUCCAAAACCGUGCUCUUGAAGUGGGGAAAACGGUUCAUGAGCACAUUAAACUAUCUGGGUUUGUACCUGGUCUGGUUAUAUCGAACCGGCUUCUUGAAAUGUAUGCCAAAUGUAAUAGUUUAUAUAAUGCUCGGAAGAUGUUCGAUGAAAUGACUGAAAGGGACUUGUGCUCGUGGAAUGUUUUGAUUUCUGGGUACGCCAAAAUGGGGUUACUUGAUGAGGCAAGAAAAAUGUUUGAUAAAAUGCCUGAGAGGGACAAUUUUUCUUGGACGGCAAUGAUUUCUGGGUAUGUGAGGCAUGAUAAGCCAAAUGAGGCUUUAGAAUUGUGUAGAAUGAUGAAGAGACAUGAUAAUUCAAAGUCAAAUAAGUUUACAAUUUCUAGUGCUCUUGCUGCAGCGGCAGCAGUUCCAUGUUUGAGAAUUGGGAAAGAGAUUCAUGGUCAUAUUAUGAGAACCGGGUUGGAUUCGGAUGAGGUGGUGUGGAGCGCUUUAUCUGAUAUGUAUGGUAAAUGUGGGAGCAUAGAGGAAGCAAGGCACAUUUUUGACAAGAUGGUGAAUAGAGAUGUUGUUACUUGGACAGCAAUGAUUGAUAAGUACUUUGAGGGCGGAAGAAGAGAAGAGGGGUUUGAUUUGUUCGCUGAGUUGCUGAGGUCACGGAUUAGGCCUAAUGAAUUUACAUUUGCUGGGGUUUUAAAUGCGUGUGCUGAUCUUAGUGAAGAGGAGGUUGGUAAGCAGGUUCAUGGGCACAUGACUAGAAUUGGUUUUGACCCAUUCUCAUUUGCAGGAAGUGCUCUUGUUCACAUGUAUUCUAAGUGUGGGAAUAUGGUAAAUGCAGAAAGGGUGUUUAGAGGGAUGCCCAGGCCAGAUUUGGUUUCAUGGACUUCCUUAAUUGCUGGUUAUGCUCAGAAUGGUCAUCCUAAUGAGGCCCUAAAUUAUUUUGAGUUGCUACUAAAGUCCGGGACACAGCCUGAUCACAUAACUUUUGUUGGUGUUCUUUCUGCAUGUGCUCAUGCUGGAUUAGUUGAUGAAGGGCUUCAGUAUUUUCACUCUAUAAAUAAGGAACAUGGCUUAACUCAUACUGCUGAUCAUUAUGCUUGUAUAAUUGAUUUAUUGGCCCGAUCUGGUCGUUUUGAAGAAGCUGAAAAUAUUAUUGAUAAAAUGCCCAUGCAGCCUGAUAAGUUUCUGUGGGCAUCUUUGUUAGGUGGUUGUAGAAUUCACAAAAAUCUUAAACUGGCAAAAAGGGCAGCAGAAGCGUUAUUUGAGAUAGAGCCUGAGAAUCCUGCUACUUAUGUUACAAUGGCUAACAUAUAUGCCACUGCCGGUAUGUGGAGUGAAGUAGCAAAGAUCAGAAAAACUAUGGAUGACCGAGGAGUGGUAAAGAAACCAGGUUUGAGCUGGAUUGAGAUUAAGAGAAAGGUACAUGUCUUCUUAGUGGGAGAUCCUUCCCACCCAAGAUCCACUGAAAUACAUCAGUUUUUGGGGGAGCUUUCUAAAAGGAUGAAGGAAGAAGGGUUUGUUCCUGACACGAAUUUUGUGCUGCAUGAUGUGGAGGAGGAACAGAAAGAGGAAAAUCUCUCUUACCACAGUGAGAAGCUUGCAGUGGCUUUUGGAAUUAUUGCUACUCCACAAGGAACACCGAUAAAAGUUUUUAAGAAUUUAAGAACUUGUGUAGACUGCCACACCGCAAUUAAGUUUAUCUCAAAGAUUGCUAGCCGAAAAAUAAUUGUGAGGGAUUCAAAUAGAUUCCAUUGUUUAGAAGAUGGAAAUUGUUCUUGUGGAGAUUUCUGGUGAUUCAAACCCCUUGAAGUCCAUCAAGCAUUUUUGGAAGACAGAGAAGAUCAUGUGGGGAACAUCUUUAGGCUGCAGCAAUUGUCUGGCAGAACAUUAUUUGACCUCAGUUUGAAGUAAAUCGGUGGAUAAGUUAAGAGGGUGAAAAGGGGUCUUUGACGUUGGCAUCUCUGUUUAUUUUGCAUCAGCGAGUCUAUAAAAGAAUGCCCUGCUUUAAGAGUUUGUAACUGAUCAAGAAGACUAGCCUCUCCAAGUAAGCCAUUAAAGAUGAGGAACACUUCUUUUCUUUACAGAUAUUUGGAUGUUUCAAUUCUAAUAAAACAGAAACUUUGAGGAAGAUUUCCUUGCUUUUUGCUAACAUAUGAAAGUGUUACAUUUCUCA